AUGGCUUCCAAUCUUCAUCCUUCAUUCCAGUUCAAGCUGAACAAACUUCAUAACACAGCAAGUUCCUUAAGCUUUUUAGGAUCAAAACAACAACUUAACAAUCUUUAUCACUCUGUUUUCUUCACAAAACCCAAGUCAGAUUUUUCACCUCUUCAAUGUUCACUAUCUUCUCCUACUCCACCUACAACCAAAGAAGAUGCCAUUUCUCAAGCAAAAUUCUCUCUUUCAACUACUUUAGAGAAACCCCUUAACAAUCCCAAACUCAUUGGGAAAAUCAAGAAACUCAAACAACCAAGAUUUCGUGUCGAAAUUCCAGUUGUUGAUGACUCCCCAUCUGCAUUAGCCCAACUUGCUUUUGACAUUUUUGGAGAAAUGCCCAUCAAAAGAAAAUCCCCAAAAAUUAAGAUUCUACUUUUAUGGCCUAACCAAACCUUAACCCAAGCUGCACAAACAGAAUUUGAGAAGAAGAAAUCUUCCAACCCCAUUAUUGAAAAUUUAGAUAUUUCAUCAAGAAUUGAAAUUUCUGCUGAUGUGGUAGUGUUUAUGGCUCCAGAGGCUUCAAGAUUGACUGCAAUGAAGGAGAUUUCUGAUACAUUGUACCCAAAGCCUGUGGUGAUUUUUAAUCCUAAAUGGGGUUUUGAUGAAGAGAGUAGUUUUGGUGAGAUGAGUGGAUUUGUUGGUUCAUUUGAGGUUGUGUAUUCAUUUAUGGGAUUGGAGGUUAGAGGGAUAUUGAGUAAUAGAAAAGGGGUGAUGUUUAAAUGUGUUAAAGAUGGUGUUUUGAGUGGUGAGAAAUGGUACGUGUUCGUCGAAGAAGAUGGAGAGUUGAAAGUGGUUUCAAGGUUUAAAACAAGGCCAUCAAUUGUUGAAGUUGAGAAUGUUUUGUAUAACUUGAUGGCCGUGAAUUCGCCAAUCACGAAAUCAGCUAAGUUCUUGAAGGAUUUGGUGUCAAAUGUUAGGGGAAAAAAGUAAAGCACAAACAAUUCAAGGUAUUACAACUCACAUCAUUUCAACUUUAGGAUAGCUAUCCUUAGCAAUGAUAUUAUUGUUUUUUCGAGAUUUUGUUCUUCCUAGAACCGUUACAGUAUCUUCCUGUAUGACGUCCAUGUACUAGCUUUGCCAGGUUUUGGAACGAACAAGAAACUAUUGGCUUCAUGAACUAAUUAAGCAUCAACAUAUGUACUGUUAUUGCUAGGAGGUGAAAGAUGUGUAUGUGCUCUCUCAUUUAGCCAAAAUAUGGUGAUUUCAUUCCCUUUUUUGAA
Molecule: messenger RNA, 1259 nt
Organism: Solanum verrucosum
Lineage: Eukaryota; Viridiplantae; Streptophyta; Magnoliopsida; Solanales; Solanaceae
Exons: 1
Coding region: 1-969 (322 amino acids)
Cellular component (GO): chloroplast
Source: RefSeq, a predicted model, not a curated record